Pochonia chlamydosporia 170 is the source of this 336-nucleotide messenger RNA. RefSeq lists its product as hypothetical. Bases 1 to 336 code for a protein of 111 amino acids. NCBI's taxonomy places the organism in Eukaryota, Fungi, Ascomycota, Sordariomycetes, Hypocreales, Clavicipitaceae. The record is from RefSeq and is a predicted model, not a curated record. The transcript has a single exon.
AUGCUCAUACGAGACACACAACGGCUAGCUUUGGCAAUCGUGCUGACUGUCGUAUUGCUCUACACUUCUUGGGUGUAUUUCGCUCGUGGAAGAGAGCUUCAAGACUUGGUACCCCACGGUGCGGACGACUCAGUCAAUGACGAUAAACCGCCAUAUACGCCGCCGAAUAUACCAAUUCCUCUUCCUCACCCAGAUGCCGACCCAAUCGACGACUCUACUAGCCAGGAAAUCGCCUUACAAGAGCCUCAAAUAAACGGCAACGACAUUGCGCAUCGGACUGAGGGCAUAAAUCAGGGCGAAAAUACUAUGCCGCCUUUGCAGGAAGUAGUCAACUAG